Molecule: messenger RNA, 2985 nt
Organism: Lachancea mirantina
Lineage: Eukaryota; Fungi; Ascomycota; Saccharomycetes; Saccharomycetales; Saccharomycetaceae
Source: the annotation of a GenBank genome assembly
AUGAAUUUGAGUUUCCGUUACAGUGCAGUUACCUGGAGGAAAUUUGGGCUACGAUUGAACAUCACACCCGCACUUAGCUUUAAUCGCAAAAUGAGUUCUUACGAAACAUUGAACACCAGUUUUGUCAAGCCUGUCUUAGAUGACAGAAACUACCGGUACAUCCAAUUGCCUAACAAGCUGAAAGCGCUAGUAAUCCAGGACAAAGACGCAGACAAAGCGGCCGCUGCGCUUGACGUAAACGUUGGUGCAUUUGAAGACCCUGAAAAUUUGCCCGGUUUAGCUCACUUUUGCGAGCACUUACUGUUUAUGGGGAGCUCUAAAUUUCCAAACGAAAACGAGUACUCGAGUUUCCUCAGCAAACACGGUGGGUCUUCGAAUGCGUACACCGGUUCCCAAAACACCAAUUACUUUUUCCAGGUCAAUCAUGAGAAUUUGAAAGGUGCGCUCGACAGGUUUUCCGGGUUUUUCACUUGUCCUCUUUUCAAUAAGGACUCCACAGACAAAGAAAUCAAUGCAGUUGACAGCGAAAACAAGAAGAAUUUGCAAAGCGAUCUAUGGCGGUUGUAUCAGCUGGACAAAUCGCUCACGAAUCCUGAGCAUCCUUUCCACAAAUUUUCUACGGGGAACAUCAAGACCCUGGGAGAGAUACCCAAAUCUGAAAACAUCGACAUUCGGGAUGAAUUGCUGAAAUUUUACGAUUCCUCUUAUUCCGCUAACAUCAUGAAACUCUGUAUUCUGGGACGUGAAGAUCUGGAUACGUUGUCUCAAUGGGUGUUUGAAUUGUUCAAAGAUGUUGCGAACAAGGACCGGCCUGCACCCCAUUAUCCAGCUCAAAUGCUCAAACCCGAAAAUUUAACAAAAAUUGUUUAUGCAAAACCCGUGAAAAACCUGAGAAAGCUCGAGGUUACUUUUACAGUGCCUGACAUGGAUCUGCACUGGGAUUCUCAACCUCAACAUGUUUUGAGUCAUCUUAUCGGGCAUGAAGGUUCAGGCUCACUCCUAGCCUACCUCAAGACCAAAGGAUGGGCUAACGAGCUAUCAGCUGGUGGACACACUGUGUCCAAGGAUAAUGCUUGCUUUUCUGUUGACGUGGAUCUAACUGAUGAAGGAAUAAAAAAUUAUAAACGAGUAGUGCAUCUGAUCUUUCAAUACAUUCAGUUGCUGAAGAACGAGUUGCCUCAGGAAUGGAUCCACACAGAGUUAAGAGAUAUCGCGGAAGCUAACUUCAGAUACAAACAGAAGGAAAAUCCUGCUUCCACGGUGUCGGCUAUGGCUAAACUGAUGGAAAAAGAGUUUAUUCCUGUAGAAAAUAUCUUGAGCACAAGCUUGAUGAGGAAGCAUGAUCCAAGUCUAGUGGUUGACUACGUUAAACAUCUCACUCCCGAAAAUUCGAGGGUGUGUUUGGUUCACAAGGGUGUUGAAACCGACCAGAAAGAAAAAUGGUAUGGAACCGAGUAUAAGAUCGAAGAAUACCCUGAAGAUCUGAAAAAGUUGUUGAGUGAUCCGGGGUUGAACUCUCACAUGCAUCUGCCUCGCCACAAUGAAUUCAUCUGCACACAUUUUGAUGUUGAGAAAUUGAAUACUGUCGAGCCACAGCCAGAGCCAAAGCUGCUCAAAAGUGACGACCAGUGUAAACUGUGGUACAAGAAAGACGAUAGAUUUUGGGUACCUAAAGGUCACAUCUAUAUUUCGAUAAAGUUGGCCCACACUCAUUCAAGUGCGGUAAACAGCAUGCUCACAUCCCUUUACGUCGAGCUUGUUAACGAUUAUUUGAAAGACCUUGAAUACGACGCACAAGUGGCGAGUCUACAUGUGUCCUUCCGCAAAACUAAUCAGGGCCUUGAUUUGUCCUUGAGCGGCUUCAAUGAAAAACUGGCCAUAUUGUUGACGAGAUUUUUGGAGGGUAUAAGCGCUUUUAGACCCACUGAGUCGCGCUUCAAAAUCUUCAAGGAUAAGCUAACUCAGAAGUUGGAGAAUCAUCUAUACGAAGUUCCCUAUGCGCAGGUUUCCGAUGUUUAUAACUCUCUCAUCAAUGACAGGUCCUGGCCGGUAAGAGAAAAGGUGGCCGUUUUGCAGCAGCUGACUUUCCAACACUUGCAAAACUUUAUACCAACGAUCUAUGAACAGCUCUUCUAUGAAACCUUGGUGCACGGCAACUUUAAUCGCGAUGUUGCAUUUGAAAUUAAUGAUCUUGUCAAAAUCCUCACGUCCAAUUCAAUCAAGAAUCUGCAGGUCAGAAACGCCAGACUGCGUUCUCACGUGUUACCUGAGGGAAAAGAGUUCCGUUACGAAGUCUCCUUGGCAGAUUCCAACAAUGUCAACUCCUGUAUUCAGCAUGUUAUUCAGCUGGGUGUUUACUCUGAGGAGUUGUCUGCGAAAGCCGCAUUUCUAGCGCAACUCAUUGACGAGCCAGCUUUCAAUACUCUGAGAACGAAAGAGCAGCUGGGAUAUGUGGUGUUCAGUUCAGCGCUCAGCACCCACGGUUCCGUCAACAUGAGAAUUCUAAUCCAGUCUGAGAGGAGCACAUACUACUUGGAGUCAAGAAUCGACGCCUUUUUGAAAUCGUUUGGCGAAAAGCUUGCAAAUAUGUCCGAAGAAGAGUUGAACAGACACAAGACAGCGUUGUGCAAAACAAUGGUACAGCGAUUCAAGAACCUCGACGAGGAGCAUUCCAGAUUUGCGACUUCGAUCUACAUGGGCGACUACAAUUUCCAGAAUAAAGAACGCAGGGCGGCGCUCGUUGAAAAGCUAUCGAAGUCGGAUAUACUCGAGGUCUAUCACAAACUCGUGGAUCGCAAGGUACUGCCAAGACUGGUAGUCCACUUGAAAUCCCAAAUACAACCCAGCAAAGAACAAGACAAAGAGUCCCCUGAGGGUUAUCCGUCGGGUCAACUUAUCACUGACAUCGGUGACUUCAAGAGCCAACUGUACCUGGGUCCAGUGAGACAACCCGUGCCCCGGCCAGAGGCCCUUGCAAAACUGUAA